AUGGCAAACACUUUCGGUGCGACCAUCAGGUCUUUCUGGCAUACUAUGACUAGUUAUGACAGACAUUCCUCAUUUGACUCCCCUUAUCGAACUGGUCGACAUGUCCCCCUACAGAAUGGUCGAGGUGGUAUUAUGACUGGCGUAGCAACAGCCUCCGAUUCUCGAAACGAUGUCUCAUCUCCCUACUCCGACGAAACCGGCCGGGCUUCUCCCCUCCAACCCGACGGCGCUACUUUCGCUCCAACGAGCGCCCCCUAUUCACCUGGCCUGAGAUCAAUGAGCGCGCGAAAUGCCAGCCAGGGCGAUGGCUUCGAGGUGCAGAGCCCCGGCGAUGUCCCAAUGCAAAACUUUGCCGAUGGCCUCCCCCCUGCCCCUCCAGUUGCCCAUUCCUGGAGGCGUAUAGACGCCUGGGCCGAUGAAAACUAUCCAGAGCUCUACGACCAGCUAUGCGAAGGUGCUACCAACAAUGACCUGAACGACCUGGAGCAUCAGCUUGACUGCUCUCUUCCUCAAGACGUCCGCGACUCGCUUAUGGUUCACGAUGGUCAAGAACGAGGAGGAAUGCCCACCGGAAUUAUUUUUAGCCACAUGUUGCUGGAUUGCGAAGAGAUCGUCCAGGAAUGGGAUAACUGGAGGACCGUUAAUCACCAGUAUUUGCUCGAAACAUCUAUCAACAAGCCCUCUACCCCUUCCAAGGCUUUCGGCGGCAGCAAUGAGGCCUCUUCUUCUAAGCAAGGCGCCGCAGCUGGCGGCAGCCCCGGUCCUUGGAGACAAGAUCUCCUCUCUCGCCAGGACUGCGUGCCCCCCAAUGCUGUUCAAAAGGCAUAUGCCCAUAGCUCAUGGAUCCCCCUCGUCCGCGACUGGGGUGGCAACAACUUGGCUGUCGAUCUGGCUCCUGGUCCUGGUGGCCAGUGGGGUCAGAUCAUUCUGUUUGGUCGUGACUACGAUACUAAAUACGUCGUCGCGCGCUCCUGGGCUGCGUUCCUGGCUGUUGUCGCGGAUGAUCUCAACAGUGGCAAGUGGUAUGUGGAUGAGGAAACCAACGAAUUGAAGCUCCGAGAGUUCAAAGAGACAAGAGUUGAGCCAUCGUACUUCAGCAUCCUGCGGUGGAGAAUGGAUCAGAAAUAUGGAAGAAGGGCAGCUUCAAACCGAAGGUCAAUGGGGCCGAAGCCUAAUUCUCCUCUUGGCUCGCGUUCUUCUUCACCUUAUGGUAGUGGUGGUGAGAAUGGUGAGCCCCGGGGCCGAUCUAUGCAACGACUCAGUGGAUCAUCUCCUUUGGCCAGUCCCCGGCCAGGCGCAGGAUACGGAAAGGCGACACCUUUGAGUAAAGUCACAGAGGAGACAACAAUUCCAGAGCUGGCCGACGCAUAUAUCCAGCCUGAGAAGCUUGUAGAGGUCGAAAGUCCCCGGCAAAGCCAGGACAGCAAACUUCCGAAAGUGACAACCAGCAUUCCCCGAGUGGAAUCCGACCUCCUCAAGGUGGAACAAGAACCAUCUCCCAAGGCGAACGGCAAGAAACCCGAGGUGGUGGACGAAUCGAUGAAGACAAUCGAGAUUUAA
Messenger RNA from Fusarium tjaetaba, 1560 nucleotides. Its product is annotated as glucan synthesis regulatory. Bases 1 to 1560 code for a protein of 519 amino acids. Gene Ontology annotation, cellular component: mating projection tip. Lineage: Eukaryota; Fungi; Ascomycota; Sordariomycetes; Hypocreales; Nectriaceae. Gene Ontology annotation, biological process: cell wall biogenesis; regulation of fungal-type cell wall biogenesis. The record is from RefSeq and is a predicted model, not a curated record. The transcript is spliced from 3 exons.